AUGGCUGAGGGGAGCGCGGUCGUCGACCAAGAACGACUCCUGAGGAGGGUGCAGGAGCUGGAAGAGGAGGUGAAGCGGCUGGAGGAGAAGCUCCAAGAGGACAAGGAAGGCGCUGGGAGAAAAGAGGUUCCUUCGGCCCCCGGAAAAGUGAAGAAACGCCAACAACGGCCGUUCGAUUUUGGCGCCUACGGCCGCAGACACGUAGCCCUGAAGAUUGCCUACUUGGGCUGGGGUUACCAGGGUUUUGCCAGCCAGGAGAACACCAGUAACACCAUCGAAGAGAAACUCUUUGAAGCCUUGAAGAAGACGCGGCUGGUAGAUGACAGACAGACCUCCAACUACCACCGCUGUGGGCGGACGGACAAAGGAGUCAGUGCCUUUGGCCAGGUGAUUUCCCUAGAUCUCCGCUCAAACCUGUCGGAGGUGAAGAAGCUCAAUGGCCACGAGGAUGAGUCGGAAGGCAAAAGCGAGGGGGAAGAGGAGCUCCGUUACACCCAUAUUCUGAACAGGGUGCUACCGUCUGACAUCCGGGUGCUGGCCUGGGCCCCCGUGGAACCCGAUUUCAGCGCCAGGUUCAGCUGCCUCAAGAGGACCCACCGAUACUUCUUCCCCUGCGCCGACCUGGAUGUGGCCCUCAUGCACGCCGCAGCCCAGAGGUAUGUAGGGACCCACGAUUUCCGUAACCUGUGUAAAAUGGACGUUGCCAACGGGGUGGUAAACUUCCAGAGAACGAUCCUCAGUGCUGGAGUGACGUGGGUGGAGAGAGGAGGAGAAACCGGGCUGCAGGAUGCCUUCCGUCUGUGCCAGUUUGAAGUGACGGGACAGGCGUUCCUGUAUCACCAAGUCCGUUGCAUGAUGGCCAUCCUCUUCCUCAUCGGCCAGAGGAUGGAGAGUCCGGAGAUCAUUGAUGAGCUGCUGGAUGUGGAGAAGAACCCCCGAAAACCACAGUACAGCAUGGCAGUCGAGUUUCCCCUCGUCCUGUACGACUGCGAGUUCGAAAACCUUCAGUGGCUCUACGACCGAGAAGUGCAGGAGUUCAACGUUACCCACCUACAACAGCUCUGGGCCAACCACGCAGUCAAAACUCAAGUGCUACAUAACAUGUUACAGGGGUUAGAUGCCGCUCCUGUGGCUACUGGAAAAAGCCCAGGGAACAGCACAACCGUCCUCUGGGGAGAUACGAAGCCUCCGCUCCGCAGCCAGGUCAGCGGCUUUGUGGAAGGCGUCAAAGCCCGCACUUACAAACCU
Cariama cristata (Red-legged seriema) is the source of this 1248-nucleotide messenger RNA. RefSeq names its product pseudouridylate synthase 3 (gene PUS3). The transcript has 4 exons. NCBI's taxonomy places the organism in Eukaryota, Metazoa, Chordata, Aves, Cariamiformes, Cariamidae. Gene Ontology annotation, cellular component: nucleus; cytoplasm. The record is from RefSeq and is a predicted model, not a curated record. Gene Ontology annotation, biological process: tRNA pseudouridine synthesis; mRNA pseudouridine synthesis. Gene Ontology annotation, molecular function: RNA binding; pseudouridine synthase activity. The annotation marks the transcript as partial.